AUGGCUGCUAAAAAAUUAUAUUACACGAAUAAUAAUAUCCAUUUGAAAAACCAAUGGUCAAAUAAGAAGCCUAAAGGUACCGUAUCUUCUAAUACCGAUGGCAAUAAUUGUUAUAAUUCCAAUGAGAAGGAAAAUAAAAUCGAUUUAGAUGCAGAAUAUGAUGAAAAUUAUACUGUAGGUCCAAGUUUAUUAUCCCAAAAAUACUCAACUGAAAAUAAAAAUAAGGGAAAGAUUGUCACGCCAAUGCUUGACAUUCCUCAGAAAUUUGAAUUCCAAGAAUCUUCAAAUAGAAGCAUGGAAUUUGAAGAUGAAAACUUGGAUGGUGUUCCACCAAAUUUUGUAGUUUCUGAAGCAGAAUCACAAUCUGGAUCUGAAUCUGAAUCUGAAUCUGAGCCUGGGCUUUCUUCUGAAGAAGAAGAUACAUGUUCUGGAGAAGAGAAAUUAAAUAGUAAAGAUAAAGUAGGAAAUAAUUCAAAUUCAGAAGAAACUGAAACUGAAACCGUGGAAUCCACUAAACAAAAUUCGUUACGUAAUCAACCUUCUUCAUGUGUAUUUGUAGCAAGUUUGGCUGCUACUCUGACUGAUGAAGAAUUAUCUAAUUCAGUGACAAACCAUUUUGCCAAAUAUGGUGAUCUAAAGAUGGUUAAAGUUUUGCGUGAUGGGAAAAAUAGACCCUAUGCAUUUGUUCAAUAUACAAAUGAUUCUGAUGCAACAAGAGCAUUAAAGGAAGCUCAUGGAUCCAAAUUAGACGGUAGAGAAUUACGUUGUGAAAGGGCAAGAGUUAAUAGAACUUUACAUAUUAGUUCUAAAAUUCAACUUAAUGAUGAAUUUAUUAAAACGAUGUGUAUGGAAUUUGGUCAAUUAGAACAAGUUAUUAAAGGUCAAAAUAAUAAUCCUUAUAUUAGAAGGAAUAAUUAUUUAUCAAAUAUGAUUAACUCUUGGUUUGUUAGAUUUGUUUACCGUGAUGAUGCGAUCAGAGCUUUUGCAAAUAUUAGAAGUAAUCCAAAUUUAAUUGUUAAUUGGGUUCAAAAUGUUGAUAUAAAAGUUGGUGAAAAUUUAUUAAAUAAUGAUGAAAUCCAAGAUAGUCCUAAUACCAAAAAAUCAGAUUCUAAUUCAUCUACCUUAGUUCCUAAUAGCAUAUCACCAUCAUCAAUUUCUAGAAGGCAUUCAUGGUUGGAUGAUUGUGGUAAAUAUUCAAAUAGAUUUAAUCCAAACUGGUCAAUUAGUAAUUCAUUAAGUAAUAAUCCUAUCAAGGUGGAAGAAUUAGCCAUUGAUAAAAAAUCAAUAUUUGUUGGUCAAUUAUCAAAUGAUGCAACAGAAGAAAAUUUAAAAGAAAGAUUUUCAACACAUGGUGAAAUUACUAAUUUUACAUUAAUUAGAAAGCCCACAAAUAUUUUUGCAUUUAUUGAAUUUAAAACUGAAGCAUCAGCUGCUUCUGCAUUUGAAAAAGAAAAUCAUGCUAUUUUCUUAAAUAAAACAAUGCAUGUUCAAUAUAAAGAAAUUAGUAGAUCAAGAAGAAGUUUUUCCAAUAGUAAUAAUAAAAAUUUCCCAGCAAAUGAUUAUAAAAAAAUGUCAGCACCACAAAUUAAUUUAGCACCUCCACCAAUUAACGUUUAUAGAAGACACUCCAUAGAUCCAACCCCAAUUGUUCCGCAUUAUAUGGCAAAUUCUUUACCAAGAAUUCCUUCAUUUGGAGUCAAUCCUUAUCUACCAUACAAUAAUUAUUCUACAAGAAGGAAAUCAAUGCCAGAUUGGUCAACUGUAAGAAGUUUCAAAUCUGAUCUAGAUUCAAAUACUACAGCAAACACCAUCUCAGACAAUAAUAAUAAUUCAAAUAUGAACGCAGAUUCUAGUUCAGAAAUUUCUACUACAUCAGCAAGUAAGAGUACUACAGGGGCUAUGUAUGAUAAUUCAUUUUCUGGAAAUACCAAUUCCAAUACUACAACAAGUAAUUCUGGUAUUAAUGGUGAAAAUUAUAGAAAAAAUUUCAAUUAUAAAAGAAAUAAUAAUUAUAAAUAUUCGAUAAAUGAUCCAAAUAGAUCUUAUUAUUAUUCUCAAUACUAUUUUCAACCAAUGAAUUAUCCAAUGAAUCCAAUGGGUGGUAAUUUUAUGCCAAACAAUAACUCGCCAACCCAUCCUUAUAUGAUGUUCUGUCCAAUGCCUCCACCAACAGGGGUAGAUCCAUCAAUGUUUGUACCAAGAAUGAAUAAUUCAAACCCAAUGAUGCCUGCAAAUAUGGCUCCCAGCAAUGAUCCAAUGGGAAUGCAUUCAUCGGAGGAUAAUCCUGGAAAUAUUGAUAUGAUACCAACGGGAGAUAUGAUAACGGAAGAGUCGCCAAUACAAAAUCUAGAUUAUUAA
Messenger RNA from Henningerozyma blattae CBS 6284, 2358 nucleotides. It is a transcript of the gene RIM4, whose product is annotated as Rim4p. Gene Ontology annotation, molecular function: snRNA binding; mRNA binding. Bases 1 to 2358 code for a protein of 785 amino acids. The record is from RefSeq and is a predicted model, not a curated record. Gene Ontology annotation, cellular component: U12-type spliceosomal complex; precatalytic spliceosome. Lineage: Eukaryota; Fungi; Ascomycota; Saccharomycetes; Saccharomycetales; Saccharomycetaceae. The transcript has a single exon. Gene Ontology annotation, biological process: mRNA splicing, via spliceosome.